Messenger RNA from Racocetra persica, 670 nucleotides. The record is from the annotation of a GenBank genome assembly. NCBI's taxonomy places the organism in Eukaryota, Fungi, Glomeromycota, Glomeromycetes, Diversisporales, Gigasporaceae.
AUGAAACUAUGCGAGCCAGUGCAAGUAAAGAGUGGAGAAGAAAUUUCCUACUUUAUUCUUAUUGGACCAAGCCACGGAAUUCGGGGAGAAUUUGCUCUGGAUUCCACCAGGGAAAAAAUUGACUAUUUUUAUCAAGAAAUCACUCUUGAUUUAUUCCACCCCCUUUCUGUGUUAACGGCUUUUUAUGGAAGUAUUGAGAGUAAUGAUAUUAGUAAAAUUAUUAGUAGUUCUGAAAAUAAAUUGUGUCGAGAGAAAAAUUAUUUAGUAGAGUUAUUAAGAAAAAAUCCCACGGAGGAAAGAGAACUUAAUGAGUUUCUUAGUAAAGCUAGAGCAUUUGAGCGCGGAACACUUGGAGAUGAAAGUAAAAGACGAAUUCAUGAACGUCUUUCUUCGGAAAAAUUAAUAAAAGGAAGAACAAUUCCGGAAAUUUUGGAUGAACCUGAUGAGGAAACCCUAGAUCCUUGGAAAAGCGAGGAAGAGAUUGAAACCCAACGAGACGAGGAAGACAGCGGCAGCAAAGAAGAUUAUUAUUCUGGUGAGGAAGAUAGAAAGGACCCUGAGCCCGACACCAGACCUCUCGACGAAGAAGAAGCAAGCAGUGAGAAUACGGAGGAUACCGAGGACCACGAAACCCCCCCCCCCCCCAAAGAAGAAAAUCCCCUUUUUGACG